Molecule: messenger RNA, 2511 nt
Organism: Leptosia nina
Lineage: Eukaryota; Metazoa; Arthropoda; Insecta; Lepidoptera; Pieridae
Source: the annotation of a GenBank genome assembly
AUGUAUAUGACAUGUUGUUGCGGUUGUUGCUCUGCACUGCGGCCGCGAUACAAACGCCUGGUGGACAAUAUAUUCCCGGCGCUACCUCAAGAUGGCCUCGUCAAGUCCAAUAUGGAGAAGCUUACUUUCUAUUCGCUCUCGAGCCCGGAGAAGCUCGACAGAAUUGGAGAUUAUCUCUUCCAGAAAGCAUCGAGAGAUAUUUAUAGGAGGAGACAUGGGUUCGUGAUAAUAGCAAUGGAGGCGAUGGAUCAGCUUCUCCUGGCCUGUCAUUCGCAGACCCUGAACCUCUUUGUCGAGAGCUUUCUCAAAAUGGUGCAAAAACUCUUAGAGUCUACCGACCCACAGUUGCAAAUCCUUGCUACACAAAGCUUUGUUCGUUUCGCGAACAUUGAAGAGGACACGCCGUCGUACCAUCGUCGCUACGAUUUCUUCGUGUCCAAAUUCUCAGCUAUGUGUCACAGCAACCACAGUGAUAAGCUAACCAGGGACAGCAUUCGUCUCGCCGGGAUUCGAGGGUUACAGGGGGUCAUAAGAAAAACGGUGUCUGAUGAUCUUGUUGAAAACAUCUGGGAAGCGCAACAUAUGGACAAGAUAGUACCUUCCCUACUUUAUAAUAUGCAGGGCGCAGAGAAGUAUGAGACAGUAUCGUGUCUAGAGACAGAGACGGACACACGGGACGGAAUUGAUGACGAUCCACCCAAACUGGCCGAAGCUUGUCUCCGGGAGCUUGUGGGGAGAGCUUCCUUCGGCCACAUACGCUCUGUUCUACGCCCUGUGCUAACACACUUCGACCGACAUGAACUGUGGCUGCCCAAUGAUUUCGCAGUACACGUUUUCAAGAUCAUCAUGUUCUCUAUUCAGGCGCAGUACUCCUACAGUGUGGUCGAAGCGCUGAUGCAACAUUUGGAUGCUAGCGGAGGUGGGGCUGGUACUCGCGUGCGCGCUGCUAGGGCCACUGUACUUAGCAAUAUUGUGGCCAUUGCUGCAGGAGAUAGUGUGGGUCCAUCUGUACUGGAAAUCAUCAACAACUUACUUACUAACUUACGAGCGUCAGUGGCCAGAGAUUCCGAAAAAGAGUCAGACGAAAGGCUCUACCAAGAAGCUCUCAUCAACGCGCUAGGGGAGUUUGCGGACCACUUACCCGACUUCCAGAAAAUAGACAUCAUGAUGUUCAUCGUUAGUAAGAUUCCCAGUGGUGCGCGCGGGAAGCCGACAAAAGCUGAUUGUAUGCUGCAAAGUAUAUUGCUCAAGUCAUUGUUGAAGGUGGGCACAACAUACAAAACUACGGAACUAAGUAAAGCGUUCCCCGCGGCGUUCUUGGAAGCGUUGUUGCGUGUAUCAAGCGCUAGUGAGGCACGUACGAGAGCUCUGUUACAAAGAAUUCUACACACGCUACUGGAUCGACGGGCUAAUGCCCCGCUCUUGAUUGUACCUACAGUGGAGUAUGCGGAAUUGGGACUGACCGUAGAGAAAUGUUCUCGCCCCGAUUUAAUCUUCAUUAGUAAACAUGGAUAUGCGAUAUUCAGCUCGCUUUAUGAAGGCCUUCAACUUGAGUCGAACACAGCUGAAAAUAUAUCAGCUAUAUAUACCACACUCGCGUUACUGGCUAUAGAACUAGCCUCCGAAGAGACCGUGUGCGAUAUGCUUCAACUUAUAUUAGCUAUCCAACAAUCAGCGAUAUCAAACCCCGUACUAUCGACGUCUCAACAGUGUCAGUUGCAUGCGAUAACUAUUGCGCUAGCGGCACUGGUUCCACACGUUCUGGUGUUGCCGCCUCUAGCUGAUUAUAUUAAACAGAUUAUAGAAGCACGCCGUGAAGAAGCGCCGCAUAUGCUGCCGCCAUUAUCCGAUGACUACGACCACGUUUCUCCAAAUAAAGCACCCAAUAAGCUGCCCUACUUGAUGAUCGAUCAGAUGGCACUAGGCGAGUGUCUGAAAGCGUGCGGUAUAGAAGCCAGUCGGCUACAAUCACCCUCUCCUUAUACGAGCGGUUCGGCCAUUAGUCUGGCGCAUAGGCAUAGCUGGGUUGAAGCUGGUGCAGCACAGGGCCGCGACAGCUUAGCUGAUAUAUCGGCCGGGCCAGUCACUGAAUUAGACAGUGCUAACAGUUCGCCUGGAGUGCAAAGGCGAACUGACAAUGAGUUCUGGCAUUGGGGUCACGAAGAUGCGCAUACGGCUAGCUUACACGAUAUCCGACGGGAAAACGCGCACCCAAUGCAAAGUGAAAACGUAAGUCUGGAGGCACUACGACGCGCGGCGAGUGGCCCCACGGAAGCGGAAAGACGCGACGCAGAACGAAAGAAAGUCUCACUCAACAACACAUUCCGGACUGCGCCGUUCGACCACCUAUUGCAUAUAACACAGCCUAAGUACGAGAUACAAGAUAAACUUGAAGAGAUCUUCAACUCGAUAUCUGAAGAACCGCUGUUGCCCAUGGGCGCGAACUCGCCCACAGGAAAGACGCAAAGCCAGCCAUACACCAAAUACUUGACUGAGUUAUUCCUCUACUAA